Molecule: messenger RNA, 2307 nt
Organism: Clarias gariepinus (North African catfish)
Lineage: Eukaryota; Metazoa; Chordata; Actinopteri; Siluriformes; Clariidae
Gene: polg2
Product: polymerase (DNA directed), gamma 2, accessory subunit
Exons: 8
Coding region: 151-1491 (446 amino acids)
Biological process (GO): mitochondrial DNA replication
Cellular component (GO): cytoplasm; mitochondrion
Source: RefSeq, a predicted model, not a curated record
AGUCGCAUUAUGCACGUGCAGUAUCAGUUUAAAAAAAAACAUACCGGAAAGUUUCCUUCAUUUCACGUGUUUGAAGAUGACUUUCUAAUCUGUUCCUGUUGAGGUGUUGUUGUAUUAUUAAAUUAAAGCUCAGUUGGAUCAGACUGGCGGAUGCUCACUUACUGUAUCAGAAGACGCCUUUCUGUUUUCAGGCGCGCGAGUGUAAACCUCUCCCCCGUCCAUGAGCUGCUGCAGGUGUACAGACACUACGGGGAGAGCUGUGAUGGAGGAGGAUCGGAUCCAGCCAGGCUGAUGGUGCAGCUGUUACAGCAACGCUUCUUCAUCCCUCCAGAUCAGCACCAUGCUGUGUCUCUCCUCAGAGGCCAGGCCUGUGCUUAUGGACCCUUAGGAGUGGAUCUCAAAAGGAACAUACUGGAGCAGUGGUGGAGUUCUGUGGUCAGAUCAAGACCCCAGGUGUUUGGGAUCAGCACUCUUCAUGGAGUAGAGUCUAAGGGUGCAGGAGGGGAUGAGAAGCUUCUCAAAGGAAGGGGUGAAAGGGUGGGUGAGGUUCUUCGACAGAGACAAGCUUUUCGGACCGGUCUCUUUCAAGGUGCUUUGGCGCAGUGCGUCCCGUCCCUGGAGCUGAUGAACAGGAAGCUGCCGUUUGGUUUGGCUGAAACUGGUCUGUGUUACCAGCCUGAGGACCACGAUGACUCGGAUGCAAUCGGUUGCUCUUCAGAGGUGACCGAGGCAUCACUCGUGUGGUUCUGUUCCCACCGUACGUCCUCUCAGUGGCUCGACUAUUGGACACGCCAGAGACUGCAGUGGUGGAGAAAGUUUGCUCUAGGCCCGUCUGACUUCAGUGUUCGUGACGUUCGUGAUGACGAGCUAAAACAAGGCGCGCUCCGUGGAGCCAAGGUGCUCUACAAGUUCCCCUGGGGCACAGAGACGCUGGAAACGCUGUGGAUGCUCAGCGACGAUGAGCUGCUCAGGAGCCACACGGGAAGUCAAGCCGACCUGCGGUGCAGAGAUGGGAAGAAACUCAUUGUGCCUCAUGUCAUCUCUCUAAGUGCAAACGUGGAUAGAGGACUCCUGGCUGUCCUCUUUAACUCUUUACAGCACAUCGAGAAAGUGGACAGCAAGCAGAGACUUCAUCAGAGAACAGUGUUGAAGCUACAUCCUGCUUUAGCUCCUGUUAAAGUGGCACUGGACAUGGGCAAAGGAUCCAUCUCUGAGCUCAGACAGGUGUGUGAAGGUCUGCUUCAAGAACUCCUAGAAGAAGGGAUCAGUGCAUGGCCUGGAUACAUGGACACCACGCUUUCCUCCAUGGACAAACUCCACACCAAGUAUGACGAGAUGGGCGUGCUGUUUACAGUGAUGGUUGGAGAGAACACUCUGGAGAACGGGCUCCUGCUGGUUCGCAACCGAGACACUACCGUCAGAGAGACUAUGCACAUCUCCGAGAUCAGGCAGUUUAUUCUUACAUACAUAUCAACUGCAGAGAAAGUCUGAUCCGCUACUUACCAGACGUUUUGUAUUUCACGGACUUGUUGAGCCAUAAUGGUAUUGUAUUAUAGUUUAUUACUUUGACACUGAUCAGUGUUUAAUCUGUUAUUAAAGAAAAGCUCCUCCAUAUUAAAUAUGUUGAUACCAAAAUAUUAAUGAUGUGUUUAUUGAUUCCAGUGCUAGAUAUAUUGUGCUAGUUUUGGUUAUUUGGGUUGUUCGCUUUAGUAUGACGGGGCACAUUGCAAGAAGUUUUUUCUUUUCAACAAUAUUUUUAUUAUAUUUUUUUAUUGCCAGCCUUACAUGUCUAAGAAAUGGUUUCUAAACUAAUGAACAGUAAAGUAGGUCUGCUAAAAAAUAAAAAAUAAAAUUUUUUUUAACUUCUUUUUAUAAGCCUCAUGUCCAUAUGUACUACAAGGAUAGACAUGAAGCUUAUGAAAUGAAGCGAAAAAGAUCUGGGUUUUUUUUGUAUGCAAAGAAAAAAGAGGGGGAAAAAGUGAAAAACACUUUUAUACUUUUUAAAAUGUGCACAAGUAGAUCAAGCAUUUAAGGUGUAAACAAAAAAAAUGUCAACUUUAAAUUUAAUUACUGAAGAUCAUAUUGAUUCUCUUGAUAUGCUUGCUUAAUGCUGCAUAAAAUGUUGCUUUAAAAGACCCUUAAAAGCUUUUGUCAUGUUAUUAUGAAAUAUCACGUAAGGUAAACUAAGACCCACAUAAUUAUCUACAAAUAAACACAGAAAUGUAUGUAUUUGUGAUUUUUGCACUUCUGUUUAAUGAACUAAGUAAAUCUGCUGUAUCAAUAAAAGUACCUCAGGGCACGGUGCUA